Poeciliopsis prolifica (blackstripe livebearer) is the source of this 1141-nucleotide messenger RNA. It is a transcript of the gene myl12.2, whose product is annotated as myosin, light chain 12, genome duplicate 2. Lineage: Eukaryota; Metazoa; Chordata; Actinopteri; Cyprinodontiformes; Poeciliidae. Gene Ontology annotation, molecular function: calcium ion binding. The record is from RefSeq and is a predicted model, not a curated record. Gene Ontology annotation, cellular component: cytoplasm. Bases 87 to 788 code for a protein of 233 amino acids. The transcript has 4 exons.
AGGUUUGCCUUGGUUAGCAGUGUUAAGUCAACAAAAAGCUCCGACUGCGUUCUGUCUAUGGCCUCCGUUAUUCAACAACCCCCAACAUGAAAAAGUUUUUCACAGGGAUGAAAAGAAACGCGGAGAGAGACAAAGAUAAUGAGACAACAGAAAGUCAACCGGAAGCUAAGAAGAGGAAAUACGAGGAAGCGUAUUUAGCGCUUGGCUUCACUGUGACUACAGUUGGAGAAGAGGAAAGACCGGUAGAGGGGGAGCCACCAGACGGCAACAUGUCGAGUAAAAGGGCCAAGGGGAAGAACACCAAGAAGCGUCCCCAGCGGGCCACCUCCAAUGUGUUUGCCAUGUUCGAUCAGUCUCAGAUCCAGGAGUUCAAAGAGGCUUUUAACAUGAUCGACCAAAACAGAGACGGAUUUAUUGACAAAGAAGAUCUCCAUGAUAUGCUCGCCUCAUUAGGUAAAAAUCCUACUGACGAGUACCUGGAGGCCAUGAUGAAUGAAGCCCCCGGCCCAAUUAACUUCACCAUGUUUCUGACCAUGUUUGGAGAGAAGCUGAACGGUACUGAUCCGGAGGACGUGAUCCGCAAUGCGUUUGCCUGCUUCGAUGAAGAGGGCACAGGUGUGAUUCAGGAGGAGCACCUGCGGGAGCUGCUCACCACCAUGGGCGACAGGUUCACCGACGAAGAAGUGGACGAGCUGUUCCGCGAGGCGCCGAUUGACAAGAAGGGCAACUUCAACUAUGUAGCUUUCACACGUAUUUUAAAACAUGGCGCCAAGGACAAGGACGAUUAGUGAUGGGGGAUGUGCCUGUUGAGGUUCAUUCUGUACUCUUAUUUCCAUCUUGAAACGGGUUAAUAUUUUAUUUAGAUCAGCUAUAUCCUUAGUUUGGCUCACAAAAAAGCUCUGUGGUAUAGUCUGUUGAAGGUCAUUUGUUUAAGCUGCUUCCUGGACCUUUGGGUCCCUUUCUAAUCUUUAUUUCAGAGCUCAUUUUGCACAUCUUUGACAACAUUUCAGAGUCCAAUUAUGUGGGAAAAGACCCUCGUGGAGAAAGCUGGAAAUAAACUGACACGAGGUGUUUACUUAAGAGAAAAGAACUUGCGUUUUUGUAGGAAUGUUUUGACAUUAAAUUGUAUUCUGAGACCAGU